Plectropomus leopardus (leopard coralgrouper) is the source of this 512-nucleotide messenger RNA. The record is from RefSeq and is a predicted model, not a curated record. Lineage: Eukaryota; Metazoa; Chordata; Actinopteri; Perciformes; Serranidae.
AGUACGGACACUCGGAGGCUGGAGGCGUGGAGCACGUUCCUCCAGGCUGGAACUACUGGGUCGGACUGGAGAAGAACUCUAAAUAUUACAACUACACUCUGUCAGUGAACGGACAGGCUGAGACGCACGGAGCCGACUACAGCAAAGACUACCUGACGGACGUCCUGGCCAACAGGUCUCUGGACUUCCUCCAGUAUAAAUCAAACUAUCAGCCGUUCUUCAUGAUGGUUUCCAUCCCGGCGCCUCACUCGCCGUGGACCGCCGCCCCUCAGUACCAGAACAGCUUCAAUGCCACCAAAGCGCCCAGAGACCCCAACUUCAACGUCCACGGGAAGGACAAACACUGGCUGAUCCGACAGGCCAAAACUCCCAUGACAAACUCCUCCGUUCAGUUUCUGGAUGACGCUUUCAGGAAACGGUCGGUCUUUUCUUUCCUCGAGUAUUUUUUAUUUUUUGUUCAUGCCACUCUUUAGUUACUUUACAAUUGAAGAUUUUAGCCUAAAAAUUAUAAA